Molecule: messenger RNA, 1479 nt
Organism: Chrysoperla carnea
Lineage: Eukaryota; Metazoa; Arthropoda; Insecta; Neuroptera; Chrysopidae
Product: facilitated trehalose transporter Tret1-like
Exons: 3
Coding region: 1-1479 (492 amino acids)
Biological process (GO): transmembrane transport
Cellular component (GO): membrane
Molecular function (GO): transmembrane transporter activity
Source: RefSeq, a predicted model, not a curated record
AUGGAUAGUUCUGAAGUAAAGACUCUUUUCGAAAUGGAUUCGUAUGAAAAUGGAAAAAUAAAAAAUGAAGUAUUUAAAUCAUCAAUAGUUAUUGAAAAUUUUUCAACAGAAACAGAAUCGAAUGAAGUGUCCGUGGAGUCAAAAAAAAUACGGAAUGUCAUGAAAAACCAUCACUUUAGCAAACAACAUUGUGUUCAGUAUGGAAUUUCAUUGAUAGUAACACUGUCAGCAUUUGCAACUGGCAUGCAGUUUGGAUGGAUUGGACCAACGCUCCAUAAAUUGAUGUUAAACGAAACAAAUAUACAAAUAGAUAAUUCAAGUGGAAUAUCUUGGAUAGCUGGUAAUUUAAAGCUUGGUGGUAUAUUUGGACCAUUUUUAGGAUCAUUUUUAGCUGAUGCUUGUGGACGAAAAACUACUAUAUUAUUAGCUGCUUUUCCACUUUUAAUUGCAUGGUUUAUUAUAUGCAUUGCAAACAAAAUAUAUCAAUUAUGUAUAGCGGAAUUUAUAAGCGGAGUUGCCACGCAAACUAUAUUUACUAUUUUACCAAUUUAUAUUGGUGAAAUUGUAUCGCCAAAAAUACGAGGAACUUUAGCAAUGUUUAUUCCAUUACAAUUUUAUAUGGGUUUUUUAUUAGAAAAUAUUAUUGUACCAAAAAUAUCAGUAAUGUUCAAUUCAGUAAUUGCUAUCUUAGUAAUUUUACUGUUAUUAUGCUCUUUUUGUUGGAUGCCCGAAAGUCCUUAUUACUUUUUAAUGAAAAAUCAUUCAGAAAAAGCAGCGAGAUCUUUACGAGUGUUAACACAAACUGAUUACGUCGAAGCAAAAAUGGAAACAAUAAAAGACGCCAUAGACACUAAACGUGAAAUAAAAAUUGAUUUUCUCAAACUUUAUAAAGACCCAAUCAAUCUUUGCUCAUUUUGGAUUGUUCUGGGUGUUGCAUCUUUGCAUCAAUUUUGUGGGUUUGUAGUGGUAUUGCUGUAUGCUCAAGUAAUUUUAGAAUUAGCUGAUACACCAAUUGAUGCAAAUUUAGGUGGAAGUAUUCUAAGUGCAGUUGGAAUAUUAGUUUAUUUUGUAAGUAUUAUUUCUGUAGAUAAUUGGGGUCGUCGACCAUUAUUAAUUAUCUCGUCGAUUACUACAGCGGUUUCCUUAAUAAUGAUUGGAUUAUAUUUCCAUUUAAAGCGAUUCAAUUAUGAAAAUAUUAGCUCAUUUAGUAUUGUACCAGUAAUUGCAUUAAUUUUAUUUAAAAUAUCCUAUGGUUUGGGAAUCGGUCCAUUAUUUUUUGUUUAUUCAAGUGAAAUGUUUAACACACAUUUCAAGUCGUAUGCUAUGUGUUUGCUUUAUUCGUACAUGUCUUUAACUAAUUUUAUUAUUGUUAAGAUGUUUUACAUUAUCGCUGAAUUUUAUGGAGAAUUUUAUCCAUUUUAUUUCUUUGCUUUUUGUUCUUUAUGUGGAACACUUUUUAGAUUUUUUCAAUUAGAUUAG